AUGACUCGCGGUAACCAGCGCGAUUCUGAUCGCAAGAAGCAGCAGGCCAAAGCUGCGAAAGAUGGCAAGAAACACAAGAACAGCAUGACUGGGACGGAGUUUCAACGCAACAAGGAAGAUGUUGCGGCCAUCAUGCGUGAAAAGCAGAAACUUGCCGAUGAGCGCCGAGCGGCAGAAGGCAACAAGAAAUGA
Penicilliopsis zonata CBS 506.65 is the source of this 192-nucleotide messenger RNA. RefSeq lists its product as hypothetical. Lineage: Eukaryota; Fungi; Ascomycota; Eurotiomycetes; Eurotiales; Aspergillaceae. The transcript has 3 exons. The coding region runs from base 1 to 192 and encodes 63 amino acids. The record is from RefSeq and is a predicted model, not a curated record.